GAAUGAAUAUUCCUCCGCCGCCAUGAGUACACAUUCAUUUCCGGAAUGUUUCCUCUGCUGAGCGCUGACCAACCUCCACCGCCAUUGCAGGUCCAGGGAGACAGUGUAGCGGCACUAACUAGCUAGGGGGAAGCCAGCAAGUACAUAGUUUAAAGUCAAAUAAUACCGCCAACAUUCUGCUAACACAUUUAAGAACAACGCGUAGUAUUCAUCUACUGGGACUUUACAACAGCCGUCCCCUGGCUCUCCGGCUAGGAUCUGAGGGAAGAAGUCGUAGUUUGUUAGCAUUAGAGCAUAUAGGAGGAGAGUAGAGAGACACCGCCAUGGCUCAGAUCCUGCCUAUCCGCUUCCAGGAGCACCUGCAGCUCCAGAACCUGGGCAUCAAUCCGGCAAACAUUGGCUUCAGCACGCUGACCAUGGAGUCGGACAAGUUCAUCUGCAUCCGGGAGAAGGUGGGCGAGCAGGCGCAGGUGGUGAUCAUAGACAUGGCCGACCCCAACACGCCCAUCCGCAGGCCCAUCUCUGCCGACAGUGCCAUCAUGAACCCCGCCAGCAAGGUCAUCGCACUUAAAGCCGCUAAAACCCUUCAGAUCUUCAACAUCGAGAUGAAGAGCAAGAUGAAGGCGCACACCAUGACGGACGACGUCACCUUCUGGAAGUGGAUCUCCCUCAACACGGUGGCGCUGGUCACCGACAACGCCGUGUACCACUGGAGCAUGGAGGGCGACUCGCAGCCCAUCAAGGUGUUCGACCGCCACUCCAGCCUGGCGGGCUGCCAGAUCAUCAACUAUCGCACGGACGCCAAGCAGAAGUGGCUGCUGCUUAUCGGCAUCUCGGCCCAGCAAAACCGUGUGGUCGGCGCCAUGCAGCUGUACUCCGUGGACAGGAAGGUGUCGCAGCCCAUCGAGGGCCACGCCGCCAGCUUCGCCCAGUUCAAGAUGGAGGGCAACGCGGAGGAGUCCACUCUGUUCUGCUUCGCUGUGCGAGGCCAGGCCGGAGGAAAGCUGCAUAUCAUCGAAGUGGGGACGCCACCGACUGGCAACCAGCCAUUUCCAAAGAAAGCAGUGGACGUGUUCUUCCCCCCGGAGGCGCAGAACGACUUCCCUGUGGCAAUGCAGAUAAGCUCCAAACAGGAUGUGGUCUUCCUCAUCACCAAAUAUGGCUACAUCCACCUGUACGAUCUGGAGACGGGCACCUGCAUCUACAUGAACAGGAUCAGCGGGGAAACCAUCUUUGUAACCGCACCACACGAGGCCACCGCCGGCAUCAUCGGAGUCAACAGGAAAGGACAGGUGCUGUCGGUGUGCGUGGAGGAGGAGAACAUCAUCCCCUACAUCACCAACGUGCUGCAGAACCCCGACCUGGCGCUGCGCAUCGCCGUGCGCAACAACCUGGCGGGCGCAGAGGAGCUCUUCGCUCGCAAGUUCAACAACCUGUUUGCCGCCGGGAACUACUCGGAGGCUGCCAAGGUGGCGGCCAACGCACCAAAGGGCAUCCUGCGUACCCCGGACACCAUCCGGCGCUUCCAGAGCGUCCCCGCGCAGCAGGGACAGACCUCUCCCCUGCUCCAGUACUUUGGCAUCCUGCUGGAUCAGGGCCAGCUCAACAAGUUUGAGUCCCUGGAGCUGUGCAGGCCGGUGCUGCAGCAGGGACGCAAACAGCUGCUGGAAAAGUGGCUCAAGGAAGACAAGCUGGAGUGCUCGGAGGAGCUGGGGGACCUGGUGAAGGCAGUGGACCCCACCCUGGCUCUCAGUGUGUACCUGAGAGCCAACGUGCCCAACAAGGUCAUCCAGUGCUUCGCUGAGACCGGGCAGUUCCCCAAGAUCGUCCUGUAUGCCAAGAAGGUGGGCUACACCCCAGACUGGAUCUUCCUGCUGAGGAACGUGAUGAGGAUCAACCCGGAGCAGGGCCUGCAGUUUGCACAGAUGCUGGUGCAGGACGAGGAGCCUCUGGCAGACAUCACCCAGAUCGUGGACGUGUUCAUGGAGUACAACCUGAUCCAGCAGUGCACGUCCUUCCUCCUUGAUGCCCUGAAGAACAACAGACCCUCAGAGGGACCCCUGCAGACUCGCCUGCUGGAGAUGAACCUCAUGCACGCACCACAGGUCGCUGACGCCAUCCUUGGCAACCAGAUGUUCACCAACUACGACCGCGCCCACAUCGCCCAGCUGUGCGAGAAGGCUGGCCUCCUGCAGAGGGCGCUGGAGCACUACACAGACCUGUACGACAUCAAGCGGGCAGUGGUGCACACGCACCUCCUCAACCCCGAGUGGCUGGUGAACUUCUUCGGCUCCCUGUCGGUGGAGGACUCCCUGGAGUGCCUGCGGGCCAUGCUGUCGGCCAACAUCCGGCAGAACCUGCAGAUCUGCGUCCAGGUGGCCUCCAAGUACCACGAGCAGCUCUCCACGCAGUCCCUCACCGAGCUCUUUGAGUCCUUCAAGAGCUUCGAAGGUCUCUUCUACUUCCUGGGCUCCAUUGUCAACUUCAGUCAGGACCCAGAAGUGCACUUCAAGUACAUCCAGGCGGCCUGCAAGACGGGCCAGAUCAAAGAGGUGGAGAGGAUCUGUCGGGAGAGCAACUGCUACGACCCAGAGCGCGUCAAGAACUUCCUCAAGGAGGCCAAGCUCACAGACCAGCUGCCACUCAUCAUUGUGUGCGACCGCUUCGACUUCGUCCACGACCUGGUGCUCUACCUCUACCGGAACAACCUGCAGAAGUACAUCGAGAUCUACGUGCAGAAAGUCAACCCCAGCCGCCUUCCCGUGGUCAUCGGGGGGCUCCUGGACGUGGACUGCUCAGAGGACGUCAUCAAGAGCCUGAUCCUGGUGGUCCGCGGCCAGUUCUCCACCGACGAGCUGGUGGCCGAGGUGGAGAAGAGGAACAGACUGAAGCUGCUUCUGCCCUGGCUGGAGGCCCGCAUCCAUGAGGGCUGCGAGGAGCCGGCCACCCACAACGCCCUGGCCAAGAUCUACAUCGACAGCAACAACAACCCUGAGCGCUUCCUGCGGGAGAACCCUUACUACGACAGCCGGGUGGUGGGCAAGUACUGCGAGAAGAGGGACCCCCACCUGGCCUGUGUGGCCUACGAGAGGGGCCAGUGUGACCAGGAGCUCAUCAAUGUCUGCAAUGAAAACUCGCUGUUCAAGAGCCUGUCCCGCUACCUGGUCCGCCGCAAGGACCCCGAGCUGUGGGCCAGCGUGCUGCUGGAGACCAACCCCUUCAGGAGGCCUCUCAUCGACCAGGUGGUGCAGACGGCCCUCUCCGAGACCCAGGACCCGGAGGAGGUGUCGGUGACGGUCAAGGCCUUCAUGACGGCCGACCUACCCAACGAGCUGAUCGAGCUGCUGGAGAAGAUCGUGCUGGACAACUCGGUCUUCAGCGAGCACAGAAACCUCCAGAACCUCCUGAUCCUGACGGCCAUCAAGGCGGACCGCACCCGCGUGAUGGAGUACAUCAACCGGCUUGACAACUACGACGCGCCCGACAUCGCCAACAUCGCCAUCAGCAAUGAGCUCUUUGAGGAGGCCUUCGCCAUCUUCAAGAAGUUUGACGUCAACACCUCCGCUGUGCAGGUGCUCAUCGAGCAUAUUGGGAACCUGGACCGGGCCUACGAGUUUGCGGAGCGCUGCAAUGAACCGGCGGUGUGGAGCCAGCUGGCCAAGGCCCAGCUGCAGAAGGAGCUGGUCAAAGAGGCCAUUGACUCCUACAUCAAGGCUGACGACCCCUCCGCCUACAUGGAGGUGGUCCAGGCCGCGGAUCAGAGCGGUAACUGGGAGGACCUGGUGAAGUUCCUCCAGAUGGCGCGCAAGAAGGCCCGCGAGUCGUACGUGGAGACGGAGCUCAUCUUCGCCCUGGCCAAGACCAACCGCCUGGCCGAGCUGGAGGAGUUCAUCAACGGACCGAACAACGCCCACAUCCAGCAGGUGGGCGACCGCUGCUACGACGAGAAGAUGUACGACGCGGCCAAGCUGCUCUACAACAACGUGUCCAACUUCGGCCGGCUGGCCUCCACGCUGGUGCACCUGGGCGAGUACCAGGCCGCCGUGGACGGGGCCCGCAAGGCCAACAGCACCCGCACCUGGAAGGAGGUGUGCUUCGCCUGCGUGGACGGCGAGGAGUUCCGGCUGGCCCAGAUGUGCGGCCUCCACAUCGUGGUGCACGCCGACGAGCUGGAGGAGCUCAUCAACUACUACCAGGACCGCGGCUACUUCGAGGAGCUGAUCACCAUGCUGGAGGCGGCUCUGGGCCUUGAGCGUGCCCACAUGGGCAUGUUCACCGAGCUGGCCAUCCUCUACUCCAAGUUCAAGCCCCAGAAGAUGAGGGAGCACCUGGAGCUCUUCUGGUCCCGCGUCAACAUCCCCAAGGUUCUGCGGGCGGCCGAGCAGGCGCACCUGUGGGCCGAGCUGGUCUUCCUGUACGACAAAUACGAGGAGUUCGACAACGCCAUCAUCACCAUGAUGAACCACCCCACGGACGCCUGGAAAGAGGGCCAGUUCAAGGACAUCAUCACCAAGGUGGCUAACGUGGAGCUGUACUACAAAGCCACCCAGUUCUACCUGGAGUUCAAGCCCUUGUUACUGAACGACCUGCUCAUCGUGCUCUCACCAAGACUGGACCACUCUCGUGCCGUCAACUACUUCUCCAAGGUGAAGCAGCUGCCCCUUGUCAAGGCCUACCUGCGUUCCGUACAGAACCACAACAACAAGUCGGUCAACGAAGCACUUAACAACCUCUUCAUCACAGAAGAGGACUAUCAGGCCGUGAGGACAUCGAUAGACGCCUACGACAACUUUGACAACAUCUCGCUGGCCCAGCGGCUGGAGAAGCACGAGCUGAUCGAGUUCAGGAGAAUCGCCGCCUACCUCUUCAAGGGCAACAACCGCUGGAAGCAGAGCGUGGAGCUCUGCAAGAAGGACAAGCUCUACAAGGACGCCAUGCUGUACGCAUCGGAGUCCAAGGACACGGAGCUGGCGGAGGAGCUGCUGGCCUGGUUCCUGCAGGAGGACAAGAAGGAGUGCUUUGCCGCCUGCCUCUUCACCUGCUACGACCUGCUGCGGCCCGACGUGGUGCUGGAGACGGCCUGGCGCCACAACAUCAUGGACUUCUCCAUGCCCUACUUCAUCCAGGUCAUGAGGGAGUACCUCAGCAAGGUUGAUGCAAUUGAGGAAAAGGCAAAGGUGGAUAAGUUGGAAACCUCAGAGUCCAUGAGGAAAGAGGAGGAACAGGCAACGGAGACGCAGCCUAUCGUCUAUGGCACUCCCCAGCUGAUGCUGACGGCGGGCCCCACCGUACCGGUCGCGGCCCAGCCCGCCUACGGCUACGGUUACCAGGCACCGGCCGGCUACGCACCGCCACCUGCCCAGCCGGGCUUCGGCUACGGCAUGUAAAGACCCCUGUCCGGGCCGGAAGCCCCGGCCCACUUGUCCCCACAGUCCUUUUACCAGCCCAAUAUUGUUCGUUUGUCCUGCAACGGGACUGACGGCAAACAAGCAGUUAUUAUAUUUUAGUUUUUUUUUUUUUUUUUUUUUUUUUUACUUCUUCCUCCUCUAUAACUGUCAUGAAGGACUCCAUUUUAUUCCUGUUAAGAAAAAAAUGGCUUGAAUCACAUGGAUUAUUUUUUUCACAUUCCGAUUUAAUUUUUCACAUAUUAUGGUAACAAAAACGAAAAAUAAAUUUGGGGUCUAUUUUAUUUGAAUGGGAAACGGGUUUAUGUACAAUGUGGGUGGGGGAAACUGUUGGAAGAGCAAGUCCUCUUCUCGGCUACAUAAAAGGUCUGUUGUGAAGCAUCUGAUUUGCACUCUGUACCGAGAAGAAAUUAAUGUAGAAUCUCUUCAUUUUGAUGUGUGAGAAGCUUGUUCUGUCCGUCUUUAAAAAAAAAAUGCAUUUAAUUAUUGUAUAUUCAGAAGAAAGGAAAAACAAAAGAUAAAAAAAAUACAAAUGCUACUAUGUUCCUCUAUAUUUGAACAUGAAACUGCCGCUUCCCCAGGCCACAAAACCACAAACACUACGUCAUGCCAGUAACCGUUGUGGGAGAGGGCGGGUCAUUUUUCAAAAUAAAUACCCCUCCCACCUCCAAGAGAUUAUUUUAACAUGCGUACUUAAUUCCCCCCCCCCCCACAACGCUCUUAUUGUUUAGGGCGGCAUACUUCCCAUCAAGGCCCUGCAGGAUCUCCUGUGAGUUACUGUAGUAGUACUGUAUGCCGACUAAUGCCCUAUUCCCUUGUGCUUUAAAUAUGUGCUCUUAAUGUGGGACCAUUCCAUUGGAGGAGGGGUUUCUGAGGAUGACUCGUGUUUGGCCUCCUCCCCACCACCUGUGUGUAUUUGACUAACCCCUGUCCUCUCCUGCUUGUUAUUCUUUCUGUGCUGCGGUUUGUAUGCUGGAUAUUGUGGUGUUUUAGGUCACUGUUCCUGAGUGUACAGAAGAGAAUUAUGACCCCCAGUGUGGUCCCUACCAGGUUAAUCUGUCCACUGUUCCCACUUAGAUCUAAUUAAGAGAUAAUAUCAUAAGACUGGGGUGAUUUAGAGUUUCUAUCAAAGGCUUUACGCAUUCUGCAGACAACUGAUCAUUAACCUCCCCCUUUGACCUUAUAUUCUUAAAUUACUUUAGAUUGAAGUGUGCACUUAAAGAUAGUUGAUUGUGCAAAAUAAAGAUAAUGAAUGAAACGGCAGUUUUCUUAUCCACUUAAAAAAAUAAAAGCUUGUUUGUCAAGAAAA
This is a messenger RNA of Gadus chalcogrammus (walleye pollock), 6714 nucleotides long. RefSeq names its product clathrin, heavy chain a (Hc) (gene cltca). NCBI's taxonomy places the organism in Eukaryota, Metazoa, Chordata, Actinopteri, Gadiformes, Gadidae. The transcript is spliced from 31 exons. Gene Ontology annotation, biological process: clathrin coat assembly; mitotic cell cycle; receptor-mediated endocytosis. Gene Ontology annotation, molecular function: structural molecule activity; clathrin light chain binding. The record is from RefSeq and is a predicted model, not a curated record. Gene Ontology annotation, cellular component: extracellular exosome; clathrin complex; clathrin coat of trans-Golgi network vesicle. Bases 324 to 5387 code for a protein of 1687 amino acids.